Messenger RNA from Cajanus cajan (pigeon pea), 6138 nucleotides. NCBI's taxonomy places the organism in Eukaryota, Viridiplantae, Streptophyta, Magnoliopsida, Fabales, Fabaceae. The record is from RefSeq and is a predicted model, not a curated record.
AUUGCGAGAAACGCCCAGCCUCGGAUCCGAAGCACCCACCCUCUCUCUCCGAACCUGCCCCUCUCUUUGUUCGUUGAAAAUUUCACUCACUAUUUCGAUCACUCUUUUUUAUCUGUCCGAGCGACCAAGAACAAAAGAACGCGCCCCUUCCCCAAACCAAACCCUAAACGCUCGCGUUUCGAGGAUCACCUUCAAUGGAGCUUUCUCAAUGUCACUGGAUUUUUUAAUAAUUUCAAGGGUUAUGCGGUAGUUGCUCAGAGACCUUUAUAAUAAUAGUUGUCUGCUGAAAAUUGGUGGGCUCUAUUAUCUAUGCCUGGAAACGAAGUAGGAGACAGGGUCCAUAAUUUUUUUGGUCAAGAGAACUUGUCCCAGGGACAAUAUCAUUCUCAGGCGGUUGAUGGGAACUGGACAGGACUAAGCAACAAUUUGUGGGCUGGUAGCCAGAGACCAACUGGUGUCCCUUUUUUUUCCAAUUUGAAGAAUUUUAAUCAACAGCAAUCAGAUCCUGAGCAGGGGCACGCAGGCUCUCCACAUUUGCGACAUGGUUUGAACCUAUCUCAGUCUAGUUUGAGGCCUGAGUCUGGCAGAAAUCUGCUGCCAAACCAACAGUCAGCUGUGAAUGGCUAUAUUCAGGGACAACAGGUGUUUCAGACCAGGCAGAAUGAAGCUAACAUUAUGGGACUGGAGAAUGAAUCUGAUUGGCAUAAUCUGUCAAGAGGAAUAUCAGUGCUGGAGUCACAAGGGAGUGCUCUUGAACUCUAUAAGAAAAACAUGGCUAGGAAUGAUGCUGCUGAAUCUCCUGUCAAUUUUGAUUUUUUUGGAGGUCAACAGCAAAUAGGUGGACGACAUAGUGGAAUGCUUCAACCUCUACCCACACAGCAGCCAGGAAUAAAUGAAAUGAAUCUAUUACAGCAGCAAGCAGUACUUAACCAGAUGCAAGAAAUUCGGAGGCAGCAACAAUUUCAUCAAUUAGAAGCAAAGCAACAGAAUUCUAUGACUCCACCUUCCUCUAUUUCAAAACAGGCAGUUUCUAGCCAUUCUGCAUCUCUCAUCAGUGGCAUUCCUAUUAAUGAAGCAUCUAACCUUAUAUGGCAGCCUGAAGUUAUACAGAAUAAUGCUAAUUGGCUCCAGCACAGUGCCUCUCCAGUUCUGCAUGGGUCCUCUAAUGGUCUUAUGUUAUCCCCUGAACAAGGACAAGCAUUGCGCAUGAUGGGUUUGGUUCCUAAUCAGGGUGAUCAGUCUCUUUACGGGGUUCCAAUUUCUGGUUCAAGAGGCACUCCUAACCUGUAUUCUCAUGUUCAAGCAGAUAAGACUGCAAUGCCUCCUGUAUCUAUCCCACACCAGUAUUCUCAUGUUCACGGGGACAAACCUGCACUGCAGCAGAUGUCAGCCGGUGAUAAUUCAUUUGCUACUCAUCAAUAUGCUGCAUUUUCAGAUCAAAUUAACACAAAUGAUGGGGCUUCAGCUUCAAGGCAGGAUGUUCAAGGAAAAAGUAUGUUUGGUUCUACUGCUCGCGGUAUAAAUAGUGGACUGAAUAUGGAGAACUUGCAGCAAGUGAAUUCUGAGCCAAGAAUUGUGCCAAUGCAAGAUUUUCAUGGGAGGCAAGAACUAGCUGGAUCUUUGGAGAUGUCGCAGGAGAAGAUGCUAGUGCAGGCUCCUCCUUCACAGAAUGUGGCUACCUUAGAUCCAACUGAGGAGAAGAUUUUGUUUGGUUCAGAUGACAACCUGUGGGAUGGAUUUGGCAGGAAUACAGGUGGUUUCAGUAUGCUGGAUGGUAUGGAUAGUUUAGGUGGGUUUCCAUCUAUUCAGAGUGGGAGUUGGAGUGCACUAAUGCAGUCUGCUGUGGCAGAAACUUCUAGUAGUGACUUAGGCAAACAAGAGGAGUUGAGUGGUUCAAGUUUUCGGAAUAUGGGACGGUCAUCUGGAAAUGAGCGGUCUUCAACAAUUGAUAGCAGCAAACAGCAAUCUGUUUGGAGUGACAGUAACUUGCAAUCAGCAUCCAAUAUAAAUUCAAGACCUUUUCUUCGAUCUGAUGAUGUUUGUAGGCCAAAUGCAACUGAAAAUUAUUCUGGUGUUUCUGGGUUUCAUCAGUUAGGUCUUGAUACUUCACACGAACAGCAUGAAAAGUUAGAGAACAAUUCUCAGAGAUCAAUUCCACAGUUUUUGGAAAGAGGCAAAUGGUUAGAUUGCAGUCCUCAGCAAAAACAACUUGCGGAAGGGGGUCAUAUAUUUGGAAAUGCUGCUAACUCUUCAAGUUUAGAAAAAAAUCAACAGAGCAUAUUGUCAGGUAAUAGUAGUGGUGAUCCUUUCAAUAAAUCUAAUGGAUGGGAUAUUAUGAAAUCACCGCCAUUUGAUAGGAGUUCAAAUUUCAAAACCCUUGAAAAUGAAAACUCAUUUCAGCCCCAUCAUGAGAAAGCCAUGCAUGAGAUGGGACAGGUUCCUGCUAUGUGGGAACCUGAUUCUGAUACUAAUUCAUCUAUUGGAGGGGAACAUGUGAAGUCUGCAGGUAAUAUGCAGGUUUGUGGGGAAGAUUCUGGUACAAAUGGUAUUGCUGCAUCGCCAAAUUCAGGCAUCGCAUGGUUCAGCCGGCAAAGCAGCAAGCAGCUCCCUAAUGUUGAUGAAUGGAGGGAUGCAGAGUCUGCAGGGAGCUAUAAAAGAAAUGAAGGUCCAGGAAAGUAUAAGCAUCAUAUGGAGAAGAACCCCUUAGUUUUGGAAUCAUCAAAGAAUGGAAAGGUAGAAAGUGAGACUCAUGAUUUUGAGAACCCUUACCAAAAGGAAAAAUUAGCAGAUGGUGUUGGAUCGAAUGCAUCUCUUCCUAGAGCUGGUGGUAUGAGAGAAAAUACCAGUUUUGAUGGCAAUGAUUUGCAUAGUCCAAAGUUAUCUGGUCAGGGAAAUCGAAGGCCUCCUGUAACUCGUAAAUUUCAGUAUCACCCAAUGGGGGAUCUGGGUGUUGAAGUUGAACCUUAUGGAAACAAACAUGGGUUCAAUUCACAGCCUAUGCCCCAUCAACCCUUUGGAGGACUUAAAGAUCAGGACCAAAGCUAUCCUGGACAGUCAAAAUAUGGGCAUUCUGAAGGGAAUUAUAAUCAAAUGAAUAAGGAUGCACCUGAUUUUCAGGAUGACUCAAAAAUCUUGGAUAAUAAUCCUUCAAAAAGCAUACUGCCUGGUCAAAUGUCAAAAAAAUUAACCUCAUUGGAUAGAAGUGUUGGGAAUUAUGCCUCACAGAGGACUGCUUCACCCAGGGUGCCUGAAACUGAAUCCUCUGAUGGAUCUGUUGUACAUCCUCAGCAGAAUCAAAGUUUUUUGUCUCAGGGCUUUGGUUUACAAUUAGCUCCUCCUACUCAAAGGCUUCCUGUGGUGUCUUCUCAUGGCUCAUUAGAGACAGAUCGUCAUACUACACUACAUGUGUCUGAGACAAGGGAAAGGGACCAUAUGUGGUUGGGUACUAAUCAGACUUUCCCUACCCGGGAUCCAUCUCAUGGGGAGCUUAGGAGUAAUAUUUCUAGCACCACAGGACAAAUUUUUGAUAAGGCCUCGCAAUAUGGCAUGCUGGGAAACAUUCCUCAGGCUUUUACAUCUGGCUUUCCUUUCUCCAGGAUUCAUACUCAAAAUCAAAAUUUGACAAAUCUUGGUAUUGCAAAUACUCAAUCUACUAAUGGAAAUUUCACUGCUUCAAUGAACCAGGCAGAUGAAUAUUGUGAAAAAGCUCAAACUAGUCAGUCUGAUUUGGGUUCUGCUCAGGACAUGUCCCAGAUGAGCGGUAUAGACCAAGAUCAUCUGAGAGAUCCCACCAUCCAAAGUUUGACAGCAGAGGCUGGCACCCAACCUUCUGCUACAUUUAGUAAAUCUCCACAUGGCUCCACUUCAAAAGUUCCGCACAAUGUAUGGACCAGUGUUUCUAACAAGCAACAUCCUAAUGCUUCAAGGUUUCUAUCCUCGCCCCAGAAAAUUAAUGAUUGUGAAAUGGCAGUUGGCUCACAGAAGCCAGGUGACGAGGGUCUGGUAAAAGAUGGUAAUGACCUUUCGGGUACUGGUCCUUGUUCUGCUUACUUCAAUAGUUCUGUGGGGAAUUCGCUUCAAGAAAUCUCUGUGAAGCAGACAUUGCCUGAAAGUGUUGUCGCUGCUGAAGAGGCUGCAGGUGCAUCACACCUGAAGGAAGCUGUUGGGAAACAUAUGUUUGAUGUAUCUCAACCUAGCCCCGCUGCUACCUCCAGAGAUAUUGAAGCUUUUGGCCGAUCUUUAAGACAAAACGAUGUUUUGAAUCAUAAUUUUUCUUUGUUGGAUCAAGUUCAAUCCAUGAGAAAUGCGGAGACUGAUAGAAAUGCAGAGACUGAUAGAAAUGCAGAGACUGAUCCUAGUAUUCGUGAUGUCAAGAGAUUGAAAGUUUCUGAUAAUGUGGUGGACAAACAGCUGGUAGAUUCCAAUAAUGGGCAACAGUUGUCAUAUGGAUAUGAUAAUGUAGUCAAAGACGGGUCAGGUAAUAAUUCCAUGCCAUCAUCAGAUCCUAAUAUGCCAAGGUUUUCAACAAAGCCGCUUGAUGGACAGGACACAAAUGCACUUAAUGCCACUGACAGUAAUAUAGCAACUUCUAAGAGUGAGUAUUCUCUGGUAAAUCCUCAGAUGGCACCAUCAUGGUUUGAGCGAUAUGGAACUUUUAAGAAUGGUACGAUGUUGCCAGCAUAUAAUGUACAGAAGAUGACUGCUUCUAAGAUUAUCGACCAGCCUUUUGUUGUACCAUACCAAUCAGAUAGUUUGCAUUUUUACAAUUCAAUAGAGCAAAUUAACAGUGUCAGUGAUGCUCAACUAAGUAAUGCUAGGCAAAGUCCAAUGCCUGCUUCAGUUGCAAGUGAGCAUGCAGAUUCUCAGUUAUCAACACCUGCUGUUGAACAUGACUUACUUAUUACGAGACCGAAGAAGAGAAAAAGUGCCACUUCUGAACUUCUACCAUGGCAUAAAGAACUGUUACAGGGUUCUGAAAGGCUUCGAGAUAUCAGUGUGGCAGAAUUAGACUGGGCUCGAAGUGCAAAUAGACUGAUUGAGAAGGUUGAAGACAAUGUGGAGGUAGUCGAAGAUUUGUCAGCAGUGGUGAAGUCAAAAAGAAGACUUGUCUUGACUACACAGCUUAUGCAGCAACUACUUAGCCCUCCUCCAGCUUCAGCUCUUGUAGCAGAUGUGAAGUUGCAUCAUGAGAGUGUGGUCUACUCUGUUGCCAGAUUAGCUUUAGGAGAAGCAUGCAGUUCUAUCUCAUGGUCUAGAUGUGAUACACUCUUGCCUGCUGCUAACAAGGACCUGCUGCCUGAGAAGUGUAAAUCAUCCAAUAAAACUGAUCAUUACAUUUUGAAAGUUACAGACUUCGUUGGCAGAUCAAGGAAACUGGAAGAUGAUAUAUUGAGAUUGAAUAGCAAAGCCUCUAUUUUGGACUUGAGAGUGGAGUGUCAGGAUUUAGAAAGAUAUUCUGUCAUCAACCGAUUUGCCAAGUUCCAUGGACGGGGACAAAAUGAUGGGGCAGAGGCAUCAUCAUCUUCUGAUGCAAAUACUAAUGCUCAAAAACCAUUCCCCCUAAAAUAUGUUACUGCAGUUCCAUUGCCUAGGAAUCUCCCAGACAGGGUACAAUGUCUUUCACUUUGAUAAUUAAUUAAUUCAUUUUUCUAUCUUUUUUGACCAAUUGACUCCACAACCUCCUGUUUCUGGUCCUUUUCUUUCAACUUCUAUUAUUGCACUUCAUCGAGACAUAGAACCAUACAACUGGCAAUGUAGGAGAAGAAUGGUUACUAGAUUGCCUCCUCAACCAGCGGAGGCUGUAGAUCUUUGCAAUCUAUAUAUGUAUGUAUGUGUAGAUCUUUUCAAUCUAGUUAUCUUUUGAUUUUCAGGUUCCAAGCCAUUUGUAUAUAGCAAAAUUAUAUAUGGAGUCUAUUAAGGUUUAGCCAUACCAUUUGGCUUGGUUUUUUUUUUUUUUUCUGAUUAAGCAUAGUUUCCUUCACCAAUCAUUUUGUUUGUCUCAAUAUCAAAUCAUUUUCUCCAUGCUUUCCUGUGUAGUCCUUCCCAUUGCAAAACCCCUUUGGCAGGGGAUGUUAUGAAGCAUUGCCAUCAGUAACUGUAUGGCCUCUAUAAAAUAGUGGAUUUGGUUUACCUUUGACA